AUGUAUGUAAGUACCAACUUAAUCCAUUUAAAAAUUAUCUUUUUGCAAUUUAAGCAAGGAUGUGACAUUCUAGUUGCCACACCUUUGCGACUUAUAGAAAUGAUGAAAAAUUCUGUUAUUAAUUUGAGUCAGAGUACUUUUGCUGUAAUGGAUGAAUCUGAUAGACUACUUGAUAGUAGCUUUGCCCAUCAAACUGGGGAAAUAAUUACACAACUUCCGGCAAAAGAGGAAAGAACAACUGUAAUGUUCUCUGCAACUUAUACGAAUAAAGUUGUUGGAUUGGUAGAACAAUUUCUUAGAAAUGAUCAUGUUAAACUGACAAUCACCCGAUCUUUACCACCAAAUCUACAUCAAUUGUUUUAUUGGGUUGUCGAGACUGCAAAAUAUGAAUGGCUUAAGUGGGUGCUUACUAAGCAAAUAGACUUGAAUAAAUCUAAAGUUGUUGUUUUUUCAAACAAAAAACGUACUUGUGACAGUAUACAAAAUCGACUGAAGAAAGAUCAGUUCAAUUGUUUGGCAUUUCACGGUGAUGUUGGUCUAAAGGAAAGAAAGGAAAAUUUGAGCAUAUUUAAAAACGGAAGAGUACGACUCUUAAUUGCCUCAGAUGUACUUGCGAGAGGGAUAGAUAUUGGUGAUAUUACACAUGUUAUUAACUUUGAUACUCCUGAAGGUGGGUAUUUCAUUCGUUUUCCGGUCAACUUUCUGCAAUUCGUUUUUAUUAAAUUUUACCACGCUUAUAAAUCGGUUUAG
Molecule: messenger RNA, 750 nt
Organism: Meloidogyne enterolobii
Lineage: Eukaryota; Metazoa; Nematoda; Chromadorea; Rhabditida; Meloidogynidae
Source: the annotation of a GenBank genome assembly